Messenger RNA from Penicillium oxalicum, 2646 nucleotides. It is a transcript of the gene sey1, whose product is annotated as dynamin-like GTPase SEY1. Gene Ontology annotation, molecular function: GTPase activity; GTP binding. Gene Ontology annotation, biological process: endoplasmic reticulum membrane fusion. NCBI's taxonomy places the organism in Eukaryota, Fungi, Ascomycota, Eurotiomycetes, Eurotiales, Aspergillaceae. Bases 1 to 2646 code for a protein of 881 amino acids. Gene Ontology annotation, cellular component: endoplasmic reticulum. The record is from RefSeq and is a predicted model, not a curated record. The transcript is spliced from 4 exons.
AUGUCUGAACGACCGUCGGGCUUAGCCCGGAAUCCAACUGCACCUCCAAUUAUGGCCAACGGUCACUUUGCGUCCAUCGGCGACAACAAUGAUGUCACUUCCUACGAGCACGGAGUCCAGGUCAUUGAUGGGGAUAAGGAGUUCAAUCCUAACUUGUCCAAGUAUCUAUCGCUGGAACAUGUCACGAAUGCCGGAUUCAACUACCAUCUCAUCUCCGUGUUUGGCUCACAGUCAACGGGAAAGUCUACUUUGCUCAACCAUCUAUUCGGGACUCAAUUCUCGGUCAUGUCUGAGCAAGAACGUCGGCAAACGACCAAGGGAAUUUGGCUGUCCAAGAACAAGAAGCAGAGCGACGCUUCCACCGAGGGGAUUCGGAUGGCGGAUAAUAUUUUGGUGAUGGAUGUGGAGGGAACCGAUGGUCGCGAACGAGGUGAAGACCAAGACUUUGAGCGGAAGAGCGCUCUAUUUGCGCUCGCGACCAGCGAGGUUCUGAUUGUGAACAUCUGGGAGCACCAGGUUGGUCUGUACCAGGGCGCAAACAUGGGUCUCCUCAAGACGGUAUUUGAGGUCAAUCUCCAAUUGUUCCUCAAGGACAAGAGUACCACGCAUCGCUCUCUUCUUUUCUUCGUCAUUCGUGAUUUCAUCGGCACCACCCCACUGAAGAACCUCCAAAAGACGCUAUUAGAAGACCUUGCCCGCCUUUGGUCGACGAUCUCGAAGCCUGCUGGAUUAGAGAACUCAACCAUCCACGACUAUUUUGAUUUCCAAUUUUACGGUCUCCCGCACAAGGGUUAUCAACCGGAACAGUUCGUGACAGAAACACAAAAGCUCGGCCUCCGCUUCCGCGAGGGUCACCGUGACUUGAAACGAGAUCCGCUUCAAGGAGAGUUUUCUGAAGGCGGCGUCUUCCUUCCCGAGUACCAUCGUCGUAUCCCUGCAGAUGGAUUUUCGCACUACGCCGAAGGCAUCUGGGAUCAAAUUGUCAACAACAAGGAUCUGGAUCUCCCCACGCAGCAAGAACUACUUGCUCAGUUCCGCUGCGAUGAAAUAUUGCGCGAAGUGAUGAUCGGCUUCGACGAGACCAUCUCUGCUUUUGAGGACAAGCAAGCUGAGUCUGUCCGCUUGGGUUCGCCGGAGGUCAUUGGAGGCCUGGGUGUGGCCAUGCGUGGUGCCCGUUCCAAGACACUCAAGGGCUUUGAGACCGAAGCUAGCCGUUACCACAAGGGUGUCUAUCAGCGGAAGAAGGCUGAGUUGGAGGGUAAAGUCGAUACUCGUCUCAAAGCGCUGUUCCAUGGCCAAAUCACAGCUGCGCACAAGUCAGGCAUUCAAGACUUCAGUGAUGCUGUGACGGGCGCUGUCAAGUCUGGUCAGAAGAAGGGCGGUAAUUACGAUUUUGCUGAGAUCGUUAAUCAGGAGACCAAGUCCUCCUUGGACAAGUUUGAGGCGGUUGCUCGCUCAACGGUGGUGGAGGGCACCUCUUGGGGCAAUUAUAAGCAAGAGCUCAGCCUCUUCGAAAAGGAACUGGCCGAAGUUAGCGGUCGUCUGCGGCGCGACGAAAUGCGACGUCUGGCUACUCGCGUCGAACGUUGGGUUCAGUCCCGUCUUGGCGAGUCUGUUGGCCUCGAGUUCAACAGCCUAGGCUCGGGACGUGCCGGCAGCGGUGCACCUGAGAACGGUGAUAAACCCCCAGAGACGGCUUUCUGGGACCGUGUUUGGAAUGUUUUCGUGGAGACCGUCUUGGACGCCGAGCGGCGGUUCACGGAUCGUGCCAGCAGCUUCGACGCCAGCUUAGAAGAGGUUGACGUUGGUUUGUGGCGCUUGCGCCGCAAGUCAUGGGGUGUGCUCCACGCCAAGAUCGAAGAGGAGAUGAUUGAGGGCAACCUGCUCCUCAAAUUACGUGAAAACUUUGAAGACAAGUUCCGUUACGAUGAGGCCGGAGUGCCACGUAUUUGGCGCCCGACGGAUGACAUCGAGGGCAUCUACACCCGCGCCCGAGAGUCGACUUUGACUUUGAUUCCGCUUCUUUCGCGCUUCCGUCUCGCCGAGACAAACGCUCCUCCUCCUUUGGAUCGCUGGAUUGGGCAUACUCCCAGCUCCGCGACCCCUGCCGAUGAGGAGGACCUUGCUCCCAUUGGUGGCGUAGAUGAGGAUGAGGGCAAGAGCCUGGAAGAAGAGAUGACCAUCCUGAGCGACUCGAAGCGUCAGGAGCUUACUGUACGCUUCAAAAAGGCUGCUGAUGGUGUCUAUGUCGAGGCGAAGCGGAGUGCCAUCGGCGGCAUGACCCAAGUUCCACUAUACUUCUACGGCCUUUUGUUGGCAUUGGGUUGGAAUGAGAUCAUUGCUGUCCUGCGCAACCCCGCCUAUUUCUUACUGCUGUUUGUCUGCGCCGUCGGUGCUUACGUGACCUGGCAGCUCAAUUUGUGGGGCCCAAUUAUCAAGAUGUCGGAAGCUGCCUCUCAGCAGGCUCUAGUUGAGGGCAAGCGCCGCCUACGUGACUUCCUUGAGCAGUCAGAUACCGGCCGGCAGGCGAUCGCGAUGUCCUCUUCGGAGCGAGCCGCCUCGUCGAGCAAACAGGAAGAGUACGAGAUGUCCGAUAUGCCCAAGCGGGGCUCUGGCUCGAAAACGGAUGAUUUGGACGACCUGUGA